AUGAAGGAUCGUGACUCUCUCUCUCUCCUGCACUACUCUGGUUCAGGCAAGACGAGCCCUCAGUUCCCCUCCGCUGCCCUCCAUCCCAGCUCCCCCGUGUUGGGAAAACCCCAGACAUUCUGCCUGCAGUCCGGCCAGCAUCUCAUAGCCUCCAUGCAGCUCCAGAAACUCAACAGCCACUAUCAGAAUCUGUCCUCUGCAACCACAGCCGGACCCGGUAGAGGGUACGGAGCCACCAUGCUGGCCCCAGGACAGAUCCCCUCCCCCGGGGCUUCACAGGCACCUGGGAUCAUUGAUUCGGAUCCGGUCGAUGAGGAAGUUCUGAUGUCACUUGUGGUGGAGCUGGGUUUGGACCGUGCCAAUGAGCUUCCGGAGCUAUGGCUGGGUCAGAACGAGUUUGACUUCAUCGCGGAUGUGCCGGCUGGGUGCUGA
This is a messenger RNA of Carassius auratus (goldfish), 432 nucleotides long. Its product is annotated as cbp/p300-interacting transactivator 1-like. The coding region runs from base 1 to 432 and encodes 143 amino acids. The transcript has a single exon. Lineage: Eukaryota; Metazoa; Chordata; Actinopteri; Cypriniformes; Cyprinidae. Gene Ontology annotation, cellular component: nucleus. Gene Ontology annotation, molecular function: transcription coactivator activity. Gene Ontology annotation, biological process: regulation of DNA-templated transcription. The record is from RefSeq and is a predicted model, not a curated record.